AUGACCCGCUACCCGCACAAGCAACCUACGCCACUCGACAUUAACGACUCGCUAGCACAGAUAUCCGUGACAAAGCCGGACGCAGCCUACAAGUGCCGUGCGGACCUACUGGAAGCAAUCCGUCGCACCAGACGCAUUCUUGUCCGCUUCGAGAAGCAAUUGGACACGGCUCAGCGCUCCGACUUGCGCAAACACAUCAAGACUCGGCUUGUGGCGCACGCUAGCGGUUUGCUCAGCUUUGAGAGCACUGUGAGCCUGCGCAUCUCACGCGAGAUUUCCAAGCACACAAGCAAAACCGCCCGAGUCCCGUAUUCUGGACCACCAGGGUACAAGGUCGUGCUCGUUCGUCAACAACCGACUGCCAAGUCAACUAAGUCCUGGAAGCCCGGAUCAAAGGUUAUCAAGAAAAGUACCAAGACCAUAGCUCCGCCAAGUACAAUUAACUAA
This is a messenger RNA of Peronospora matthiolae, 447 nucleotides long. NCBI's taxonomy places the organism in Eukaryota, Oomycota, Peronosporomycetes, Peronosporales, Peronosporaceae. The record is from the annotation of a GenBank genome assembly.